Meleagris gallopavo (turkey) is the source of this 1295-nucleotide messenger RNA. RefSeq names its product NALCN channel auxiliary factor 1 (gene NALF1). The record is from RefSeq and is a predicted model, not a curated record. Gene Ontology annotation, biological process: calcium ion import across plasma membrane. Gene Ontology annotation, molecular function: stretch-activated, monoatomic cation-selective, calcium channel activity. NCBI's taxonomy places the organism in Eukaryota, Metazoa, Chordata, Aves, Galliformes, Phasianidae. Gene Ontology annotation, cellular component: plasma membrane.
AUGCCAAACAAUAUUUUUGUGAAAAUGAAGCAAACUUUCAUUGAUCAAUGUUCUGAAAACUUUUAUCAGCUUUAUCAAAAGACAGAACCGGGGUGGCCGCAGGGAGCGGGGCAGAGCCCGGCGCCCGGCUGGGAACUGACGGAUUUUUACCUUUCCUUUUGUAAUUCCUACACACUUUGGGAGUUGUUCGCCGGGUUGUCCAAUCCGGACACUUUAAACUGCAGUCUGGAUGUGGUGCUGAGGGGGGGAGGCUCCUGCAGCCAGUGCGUCCAGGCUUACCAGCGCUACGACCAGCACGCUCAGGAGAAAUACGAAGAGUUUGAGGUUAUGCUCCAGAAGUAUUUACAGUCGGAUGAGUACUCGGUGAAAUCGUGUCCUGAGGAUUGUAAGACUGUCUACAAAGCCUGGCUCUGUUCCCAGUAUUUUGAAGUCACACAGUUUCACUGCAGCAACAGAAUUCCUUGCAAGCAAUACUGUUUGGAGGUUCAGACAAGGUGUCCCUUUAUAUUACCAGACAAUGAUGAUGUCAUCUACGGAGGACUAUCAAGUUUCAUCUGUACAGGGCUCUAUGAAUACUAUCCAACCAAUGCAGAACCAGAAUGCUGUGAUGUCAGAUGGGGACUAUUAUCAGAUCAUCAAUCCAAAGGGACUAUAAAAACAAGUGGCUCAACAGUGUGUCAUAGGACAUCGCUCACAGUUUCAUCAGCAUCAAGACUGUGUAACAGCAGACUUAAACUGUGUGUUCUUGUAUUAAUUCUAUUACAUACAGUACUAACAGUCUCAGCAGCACAGAACUCAACAGGACUGGGUUUUGGAGGCAUAACAACUUUGGAAGAUAAUUCAACCAAUGAGGAAUGAAAAAAAAAGAUUCAUCUUAUAUGACAGAAACAUAAGAGGCCCAAGUGACUACAGUCAAAUAUAAAAAUGACUGAGUGCUUUACCCUCAGAUAUCUUCUUCAGUGACCUUUUGGGUAAAAGGAAAAGAAUGGGCCACUACCCAAACAAGAAGAACACAAGAACACAGCUUUUUAUUGACUAAAAGGCUGUAUGGUGACUUAAAUUUCUCACACCAUUUUAUACACUGUGUUUUAAUGUUUGGAGUUUCUUUUUUUGUUUGUUUUUUGCACUUGUUAAUACAGGAUUUUAUUUUUGGGACAGUUUCUCAAAGCUAAAUUAAGUCUUUUCUCUGUCGAUAUAUUUCUAGUCAUUGUGUGUGUUCAUCUGAUAGUUCUGUCUUUUAUGUCCUGUCAGUUUCUAUUAGAGGAAUGACUGCUAUGAUUCCAUGGCAUAGUAAA